AUCAAGAAAAAGACCCGUCUAGUACUUCAUCUUCGCCAUUAUCCUCACUCUCCAGCAUGGCUGAUUUCCUCCUUUCCACACUGGAAACCAGAAAUAGGGCGACUUCAACCGACGAUGGCACGACCGGAGAUAAUACAACUACAACCGAAGGAGAGGAACAAAUCGGCACCACCCCUACUGACGAGGAAACCAAGGCCUCGGCUUUCCAACCUGGAGCAGAGACCACUACCCCCGAACCGCCGCCGACCACAUUAGGUCCCAAGUCCACCAAGACCUUCAACGUCGCGGUGACGCAGCCGGACCGAUUUUAUUCCCUGAAAGUCCCCACCGGACCGAAGAAGCACCACAAGGACUUCAUCAUCCCGAUGCCGAAGGAAGUCACAGAAAUCCGGUUUUUCAACGUGACAGCGAACAACUUCUCCAAUAACACGCUGAGAAUCACCCCCGGGCAGUUCAAGCACGCGAUCGACAUCGACACGAGCUACCUGGUAUCAAGUGCAAAUAUGUCUGGGUCUGGAAGAUUCCGAGGUUUGUGAUGCAGUUUAUCCAAGCUCCACCAAGUCUGCAAUGCAGGGUCUAGCAUCACAGGAUCUGCAGCCCCUUGGUGAUGCCUGUUCUGCAUGACAAAUGCCCUCUCAGCAUGGCCAGAAAUGGGCACCUUUUGCAAGUCGCGCAACACAGAUUUUUGUACGAUCCGCAACAUGCAUCACAAGUUCGAAACCUUCCAGGCCCAGACAUAUUUGCAAUGCAUACCUAGAUAUGGAUGACGUGAUCAAGAAGUUGUUCACCAAAAUCUACUAUCAACUGCAAAAAUGUCUGGGUCUGGAAACUUGUGAUGCUGGGUGGCGUAUCACGAUGAGGCUACGAAUGCUGGCUCAGCAUGACAAGUUUCUGAGCUCCCAGGUGUUGUAUAUUCUGCAUGACAAACUGCGCUUUUGCAUCACAGAAAAACGGAGCUCUUGGGUAACGUGCAUGACAGAUUUAAGAGUCAUGCCAGACAAGCAUGACAAGCAUGAAUUUUUCCAGACCCAGAAUUUUUUGCAUUUCAUAUCUACGCAAAAACCAUGGACGCCGGGGUUUUCAAUUUGACGAAGAAAGUCGAAGCGACGAUGGAAACGGUUUUUUCGCCCGAGUCUUUUGACUUUGUCACAAAUCUCACCGACGUUUUCGGCUACCGGAUCAAGGUCCAGGUGGCGGGGAUUUUGAAUAAGGUGGACAAGCAGCCACUGAAAUUCAAGAUUCUGGACAAAUCUUCGUUCUACGGGACUCAAUCCCACAAAUUCAAAAUCACGCCUGUGAAUCAGAAGCAAGACUUCAACGUCACGACGCACAUUUGGAGUGGGAAGAAAUCCUUCGACACGAACGUGACCACGAAUAUCUUCAACGGGAACAAAAGUUUUGACGUCAACGUGACACUAUGGAUUGCAAAAAUGUCUGGGUUUGGAAGAGUCGGGACUUGUCAUGCACAUUUUGCAUGACCCGUGAGGUCUGUGAUGCUGGUGCUAGCGCCACAGAUUUUUUGAGAGCUUCUUGAUGCUAAUUACGCAUGAGAAAUUCCCUCUCCGCGUGCCAAGAACUGACUCCUCUUGCUGCUCAUGCAACACAGAUAUUUUUAGAAUCCGCAGACAGCAUUACAAGUUGCAUUCUUCCAGACCCAGACAUUUUUACAUUUGAUAGACACCGUAUUACGAUGAUACGUUCACCGGGACGAAGGAGAUGGAUUUCAACGUGAAUGGGUCUCACAAGUACGGGUUCGGCGUCUACCCGGAUGGGGGAGGGCCGCGGCCAGAUGACGAUAGCUACUUCGGGUUCGGGUUC
Amoebophrya sp. A120 is the source of this 1818-nucleotide messenger RNA. Lineage: Eukaryota; Dinophyceae; Syndiniales; Amoebophryaceae. The record is from the annotation of a GenBank genome assembly.